Messenger RNA from Phyllopteryx taeniolatus (common seadragon), 2958 nucleotides. RefSeq names its product v-myb avian myeloblastosis viral oncogene homolog (gene myb). Gene Ontology annotation, biological process: regulation of DNA-templated transcription. The record is from RefSeq and is a predicted model, not a curated record. Gene Ontology annotation, cellular component: nucleus. Lineage: Eukaryota; Metazoa; Chordata; Actinopteri; Syngnathiformes; Syngnathidae. The transcript is spliced from 15 exons. Gene Ontology annotation, molecular function: DNA-binding transcription factor activity, RNA polymerase II-specific; RNA polymerase II cis-regulatory region sequence-specific DNA binding. Bases 100 to 1893 code for a protein of 597 amino acids.
GCGAGCUCGCCAGGAGAGCAAACCCGGCCGGCGCCGAGAGCGAAAGUACGUAAAGUAGCAGCCCAGCUUGUGAGCCGCACACCCCGGGGGACGACUGACAUGACUCGGCGGCCUAGAAACAGUGUUUACAGCAGCGAGGAGGAUGAGGAGGAGAACGAGACGUAUGACCACGAUUAUGACGGCUCGCUGGCAAAGCCCGGGAAGAGGCACCUUGGUAAAACACGCUGGACGCGAGAGGAGGAUGAGAAGUUGAAGAAACUCGCCGAGCUUCACGGAGCUGACGACUGGAAACUCAUCGCGAGUUUACUAUCCGUAAGUCUACGCAACGCCACAAAAACGUCGAGGCAUUCAAGACACUCUGGUAACCGUACAGAUGUGCAGUGUCAGCACAGAUGGCAGAAGGUUCUCAACCCAGAACUCAUCAAAGGGCCUUGGACCAAAGAGGAAGACCAGCGGGUAAUCGAGCUGGUGCAGAAGUACGGCGCCAAGCGCUGGUCGGUCAUCGCCAAGCACCUGAAGGGCCGCAUCGGCAAGCAGUGCCGCGAACGCUGGCACAACCACCUCAACCCAGAGGUGAAGAAGACCUCGUGGACGGAGGAGGAGGACCGCAUCAUCUACCAGGCCCACGAGAAGCUGGGAAACCGCUGGGCCGAGAUCGCCAAGCAGCUCCCCGGCAGGACCGACAACGCCAUCAAGAACCACUGGAACUCUACCAUGCGGCGGAAGGUAGAGCAGGAGGGCUACCUGCAGAGCGCUACCUCCAAGGCCGCUGGCUCGCCGCUGUCGCUCGGCCACGGUUACGUCAAGCCAGCCGGCCACAUCUUGGCCUUCCCGCACCACUCGCCCAGUCACACGCACCUGCCCCCCGUGUCACCACUCAACUACGCCUACAUGUCCGACUCGCAACGAGUGCCUUUCCCUAUGGCCUUGCACCUCAACAUCCUGAGCAUCCCCCAGCACGGAACUACCGCCAUACAGAGACACUAUAGUGAAGAGGACCCUGAUAAGGAGAAGAGGGUGAAAGAGAUCGAACUGCUGCUCAUGUCGACUGAGAAUGAGCUACGAGGCCAGCCGUCAAUACCAAUCAACUUGCCUUAUCCAAGCUGGACCAGCCAGAGCCCGUUAACUCACACCUUGGAGGGCGUGGCCAUGUCAUUAGCUAAUCACCAGGCCACUGCACCCACCCUUCCACUGGAUCAGAGCUGCCUGCCCGAGGAGAGCGUCUCGGCUUCGCGGGCACAGAGUGGCACCAGCACCAUGCCCGAGUUCAUGGAGUCUGUCAUUGACUCAUUGCUCAACCAAUCGAUGAGUCCGGAGCACUCGGACAGCGACCAUCUUCCAAUAAGAUCGCCCGUGGACGCCAAGACUCAGAAGGACAUUGACAUGUUCACAACUCCUAACAUUCGCCGUUCCAUCCUGGGAUCAUCUCCUUGCACGCCCACGUCUUUCAGAGCCGCCUUGGCCCUGCAGGAGGCCAAGUAUGGACCGCUCAAGCUGCUGACUGCUUUGGAUCAGCAGAUGGUGGAGUCCAUUAAGCAGGAGCCUAUGGAGUGCACCAUUGAGCAGCCGCCUCUGAAGAAGAUCAAACAAGAGGUGGAGUCUCCGUGUGAAAGGAGUCCAUACAUGCAGUGGGAAGGCCAAGAACUUAACACACAGCUCUUCUCGCCAAACGGCCCCGCACAGGAAGUACCAGACUUGCUCACAAGCUCGUUGCUAAGCGAAGAUGAACACAAAGCCUACCUCCUUCCUCACAGGACCUCUGACAGCCAACUACCGCCGCUGAGCUCGUGGGAGCAGGCGACCUGUGGGAAAACCGAGGAGAGCGUCACGGCGGCCGAGCAGAGCCACAUCAAGUAUGUCAACGCGUUCCCAAUGAGGACGCUGGUCGCGUAGACGGCGCAAGAUGGUGGCGGUCGGGGUUCAUAUUUGUUGUGCUACAACAGUUGGGAGAGGCUCCAUGCCACCUGGUUGACCAAACAAAGACUAUAUAUAUUUUUUCCAUAUAUAGACAAUUGCUUUGGGUUUUUUUUUUUUUUUGGUCCUGUCUUUUGUUUUUUUUAUUAUCAUUGUUGUUUUGAAAUUGCGGGGAUAUAUCAUUAGCAUUGGGCUGUACUGUUAAUUCUGAAUUUUGAUAUUAAUAUAAAGAACAAGUUGAUUAAUUUAUUUUCUAUGUUUUGAUGAUGUUUUUUUUUUUUAUUUGUAUUCCUACACAAUUGGCCAUUGGAGCGGUGUUGGACAAUUUUUGUAUUUAAGCCCUCUUAACUUUAUUGCGUAUCCAGUGGCAUCUUCAUGGAUUGAAAACUGACCUAUUUGUUGAAUUUUAUUACUAUUGUUUUUUAAAGGCUGUAAUGGGUCUUCUGAUAAUUUCAAGUGUUUGGUGCACGUCACCUCUUAUUAAACACAUAACUACUGAACAUGCUGUAUUAAUGUCAGUCGUACUUUACGCAGAGGAAAGGGACAACGUGACUAGUAUUAACUGUUUCACACAUUGUCACCUUUUAAUUUCAUUCAUUUUUCUUUUUGUGAUGGGGAAGCAUUCAAUGAACAAAUAUGUUAUAUGGAAAAAGGAUUUACGGAUACUGUACAGUACAUUGACACGUAUGUGUGAGACCACAUGCUUCACCCAGCAGGAGUGACAUCAAGAUGCACUUGAAUUUUAUCAAUUUAAAAAAAGAGUACUAAACACUGCUAUUUUAUGAAAAUUAAGACUGUGCAUGGUUUUUUUUUUUUGAAUAUAUAUGUAUUUGAAUAGUUUUGUCUUAGACAUAGUUAAUUGGCAUCUUGCAGUAAUCCAUUUCAAACACUUUUUGUCUGUCCUUUUAAAACCUUUGUUACACCUUGUUUAAUAUUAGCUGUGCAUAAAUCAUUUUAUAAGAAACAUUUGUACAAGCCAAGUUUUCACAUUUUUGAUACUUUUCUAUACUGCCUAGCAAAUAAAGUGUGUUGUUUUUGCCACAA